UACUGCGAGCAAGGAGAUAGUUCACAGCAGGAGGACUGUCAGAUCGACGGUGGCUUCACAGAAUGGAGUCAGUGGUCGAUAUGUGAAAACCCGUGCGGGGGAUCUGUAGUAAACAGGACAAGAGCUUGCACCAACCCCACCCCUACUCCUGACGGGACGCCUUGCUCUGGAUCAACUGUUGAAACCAAGAUGGAGUGCGUUGGACCAUGUCCAACGGGCCCUCUGGAUGGUAACUGGGGUUUCUGGUCUCCUUGGACACGGUGCCCUCAGACAUGUGGAAUAUCAGGGGGAUCUCUUAUCAGCAGAACCAGAUUGUGCAAUAAUCCACCUCCAAUGAAUGGCGGACAACAGUGUGCUGGUGACGCCAGCGAAAGUGUCCGAUCCUGCUUCGCACCUUGUCCAGUCGAUGGUGGGUUCGGUUUGUGGUCAGCAUGGACAACGUGUAGUAAGACGUGUGGCACCGGUACCAAGUCAAGGAACCGACUGUGUAACAACCCAGUCCCUGCUAGUGGAGGAGAAAACUGCACUGGGGAUUUCAGUCAAGCGAGGAGUUGCCAACUUACAUCAUGUCGCGGAGCUGUCAAUGGAGGGUGGUCAGCGUAUUCACCUUGGAGCACAUGCACGGAGUCCACUAAUUGUCUUCAAGGCACUAAGAAAAGAACCAGAACCUGUACCAAUCCCCCUCCGGCAAAUGGUGGUGACUCUUGCGCUGGUCUGGCCGAAGAAGAGAAAAUUUGUCCAACGCAAGCCGAUGGAUGUACACCUUUCACGCCGCCUAGACCAGACAAAACUCCAGCCGAUCCAAACUCCUGGAUUGCUCUAGAGUGUGGAGCAGCCGAAAAGUUUUCCGCAACAGGUUCUUACAAACAGAAUAUCCCCGCCGCUGUUUAUUCAAACUUUAACUUCAUGAGAACUGAAUUGGAAAGCGGAUAUUUUGCCGUGGAAAUGGUUGCCGACGAUCAAGAUGAUUAUGGACGAAAGCAGCUAAAAAAGGUAUGCUUUGAGAUAAUGGACUCCUUAACUAUCAACAUAGUUAUCAACAACAACAAGGGAACUUACUACGAAAGAAUUGAUGCUUUGCCAGAGUGGACUAAGCCCGAGUUGACGGAGACCAUUCCUGCCUUUACCAUCUGGAUUGAUGAAUCCCAACAACUUAGAAAGUACGAGUUUCAGUGCGCAAAAUCGGAUGAGUACGUACCACUUCCUGGUUUUAUAAUGACGGAUGUCAGGUUUUCGUACUACACUGAAGGAAAUUCCCAGACGUUCAAAGCCAAGGGCAAAUACACUUUGCAGACGGGAAAUGUAUUCGACACAGAGGUGAAGAAAGAUGUUCUAACUGGAGCAGUGCACGCGACAGGCAAUGCUGAAUCAGCUACCUUUAUAGAUAUGAUGGCAUCAUUUGGUCUGGAUAUAAACAUCAUACCAGACUUCCUCGUUACGGCAUUAAAGAAGAUAGGUCUAUGGGAUUUCUCCUUAGCUCCUGCGCAGCUGACAAGAAAGCUCGUCAGGAACGGCGUUUUCAGAUUCACAUCUUCAUUAGAUUUGGGUGGUGUUCCCGUUCAUAUAGAAAUUUUGGCUGGAAUUAGAUUUGGAAGACCAACAUUUGCAGUGGGUUUUUCUUUCGAUCGAUACUCGUAUGGAAAACUGGCGGAAAAGCUAUCCGGAAUUGGUGUCGAUUUCUUGGACAAACUCGGCUUGGAGUUCGAGGUCGGAGUGUCUUUCCAUCCACCAGAACCCUUUCAGCAACUCCUGGUUGAUUCGGAGACCAAGUAUUCCAAAGAGCCACUGCACAGUUUUGUCACUUCUAGCGUCCCGCGAGGUAUCUUUGCCGCAGCACAAAUCGUUCUCCCAAGAGACUGCAAAGGCAAUAAAUUCUGCGAAAUUAUGAAACUGAUUGUGGGGCCAACAAUAAAAUGGUAUAUUACUGGUCAAUUUGAAUGGAGAAAAAUCCGAAUUGCCACAGGUUUCGCUAAUGUCCGUAUCUAUGAUGGACUUUACUUCCACAAGCUUGAGCUCUAUGUGGAGGCGGACUGGAAUGACUCAGCAAAUCACAUCAAAAUUGGGUUCCGUGCAGAUAUCAAAGUACCGGUGAAUGGCGACAUCUAA
This is a messenger RNA of Stylophora pistillata, 2106 nucleotides long. RefSeq lists its product as uncharacterized. NCBI's taxonomy places the organism in Eukaryota, Metazoa, Cnidaria, Anthozoa, Scleractinia, Pocilloporidae. The record is from RefSeq and is a predicted model, not a curated record. Gene Ontology annotation, molecular function: calcium ion binding.